Molecule: messenger RNA, 725 nt
Organism: Polistes canadensis
Lineage: Eukaryota; Metazoa; Arthropoda; Insecta; Hymenoptera; Vespidae
Gene: ND-ACP
Product: acyl carrier protein, mitochondrial
Exons: 3
Coding region: 96-560 (154 amino acids)
Biological process (GO): fatty acid biosynthetic process
Cellular component (GO): mitochondrion
Molecular function (GO): acyl binding; acyl carrier activity
Source: RefSeq, a predicted model, not a curated record
UUUUUCAUUAGUGUUAUCCAUCACUCUUGUAUUUGAUCUUGGACUGCAGACAUAAUUCGUGAAGGGAGGUUAUCUUUCAUUCGUCAAAUAAGAAAAUGGCGUCUUAUACUGUAGCACGUCUUUUAUCCAAAAAUACCGGUAUCUUUAAGAAUUCAAUCGCUCGGUUGCAUUUAUAUAGGGCUAGCACGCAAUUAACUUGUUACGGAAAAUUAUUCGAUCGUUCGAGGCAAAAUGUCGUACCAUUAACAUCUCAGGGCAUUGAAGAGCUACGAGUCAAGCAGGUGCGCCUCUACAGCAUGAAACCUCCAAUGUCGCUUGACCUGAUUCGUCAGCGGGUGCUUUUAUUACUCAAUUUGUAUGAUAAAAUUGAUCCCAAGAAGUUAACUUUGGAUUCUCAUUUUAUAAAUGAUUUGGGUCUUGAUUCUUUGGAUCAUGUAGAGGUUAUUAUGGCUGUAGAAGAUGAAUUUGGUUUUGAAAUUCCUGAUAUGGAUGCAGAGAAGUUAUUAACACCUGGACUUAUAGUCCGCUAUGUCGCAGAUAGAGAGGAUGUUUAUGAAUAAUAGAAUAUCUUUACGAGAUUACAUUAGUAAAAACUCAUUAUUAUUUGUUAAAACAGGUAAUGAUCGCAAUAUCUUUUUUUAUCUUUGCUCGAAGAGUAACUGAAAUACCUGUUUUUCUGUAUAUAGACCAAUGAUCAUUAAAUAAAUAAGAUAAUCUAAUUUAUA